AAUUACAUGAAAAAAAGAGAGGCUAACGUUCACAGAACAGAAACCGCACACACACACCAUGAUACUAGCACCGGCGCCACCACCACCGCCGCUGUAUUACUCCACGCGCCACCACUCACAACGUAAAACAGUCAACUUCCUCCGUUCACCAUAUCUACACCUUCAAAAAACCUCCGUUCACGCUUCAGCUCGUGACGUGGACGCCUUCACCGAAUCAUCCGGCUAUCUAUUCGAACUCAGCACAUCAGAGGCGGAAUCAUUAACUGAAUACGAUAUCUCCAAAAUCGCUUCCAUUUACUGGAAAAAACCGCUCAUAGUUUUCCGGCGACUGCUGCAAAUCGGCAACACGCUCGGCAAAUGGCUUGUGCUCAGAUAUUUUGAUAGCGUUUCGGACCGAUCUGACUUGAUGUUUGAGGUUAGAGCGUCACAGUUGCGCGAGAUACUGGCAAAGCUUGGACCGGCGUAUAUAAAAAUUGCUCAGGCUGUCUCAUCUCGACCUGAUCUGAUACCACCAUCAUAUCUUAACGAGCUUUCAUUAUUACAAGACCGUAUUUCACCGUUUUCCACCGAAAUUGCGUUUAACACUAUUGAAAAAGAACUUGGAUUACCUUUAAAUCAGCUUUUCUCUGAGAUCACACCCGAACCUGUGGCUGCAGCAUCCCUUGGCCAGGUCUACCAGGCUAGACUCCAAGAUACUGGACAAAUAGUUGCCGUCAAAGUGCAACGGCCUGGAGUUCAAGCUGCCAUUUCGUUGGACAUAUUAAUCCUGCACGCACUUGCAGGACUGAUUCGAAGAGCAGGGAAAUUCAAUACUGAUCUUCAGGCUGUUGUUGAUGAAUGGGCAUCAAGUCUCUUUCGGGAGAUGGAUUACGUGAACGAAGCAAAAAAUGGCGUUAGGUUCAGGGAGCUAUACGGAGAUCUAAAGGAUGUUACGGUUCCAGAUUUUUAUAUAUCAAAAACAACGCGUAAGGUCAUCACUAUGCAGUGGAUAGAGGGUCAAAAGUUAUCUGAAGUGAAGGAUCUUUAUCUGGUCGAGAUAGGGGUGUAUUGCUCGUUUAAUCAACUUCUAGAAUAUGGAUUUUAUCAUGCUGAUCCACACCCCGGAAACCUUCUUCGUACAUAUGAUGGAAAACUAGCCUAUUUAGAUUUUGGCAUGAUGGGUGAAUUCAAGCAAGAACUCCGUGACGGUUUCAUUGAAGCAUGUAUCCAUCUAAUAAACCGUGAUUAUGAUUCACUGGCUAAAGACUUUGUUACUCUUGGGCUACUUCCUGCAACAGCUGACAAGGAUGCGGUCACAAAGGCAUUAACAGGGGUUUUUCAGAAUGCUGUUUCAAAAGGAGUCCGGAAUAUCAGCUUCGGGGAUCUUUUAGGAAAUUUAGGAACCACCAUGUACAAGUUUAAAUUUCAAAUCCCCUCGUACUUUUCUCUUGUUAUUAGGAGCCUUGCUGUUCUAGAAGGUAUUGCAAUCAACAAUGACCCAAAUUAUAAAGUGUUAGGUGGUACUUACCCAUGGAUCGCUAGGAAAGUCCUAACCGACAGCUCGCCUCAACUUCGGUCUUCUUUGCAGUCUCUUCUUUAUGAGGACGGUGUGUUCAGGAUUGACCGUUUGGAGUCCUUGCUAUCAGAGUCCCUUCGAGCGAGAACAGAAAGGGCGUUGGUUAAAACAGAAGACGACGGUUCCAAUGAGGCGAUUAAGCAGAUUAUGUCGUUCACAUUGACCGAAAAGGGUGCGUUUGUGAGGGAAAUACUUCUUCAAGAAUUUGCUAAGGGUUUGGAUGCACUUGGUGUGGCAACCCUGGAAUCGUGGACAUCUGCAGUAACUGCAAAUUUACCGUUUGCCCCUUCCCCUCCAUCUUCAUUAACAGAUGAAGAUAUGAUCAACUUGAGAAACUUGCAUCGCCUGCUUCAGUUAUUAUCGGGGUCUCCAAAUAUUGAAGAUGCCGAUAAUGGAGUUGAAGCAUUCAAUCAAUACACUAAAAAGAGAACUAGUUCAGAGGAGGUAUUCUUAAUCUUUAGCGAGUUUACAUCUGUUCAAGACAUUGCGCCACUGCUUAAUGUUAUUCCUGAGCUUCCUCCAGAUUUGCAACAACAGUUGAUCCGUCUUCCGCUUGAUCUGGUUGGAAAGUUUGUUUCUCGUGUUGCUGCAAGGACAAUACGAAGGGUGUUGUUGUAAAUUUCACCUCAUACCACAAUCGAUCUACGCAAAAGACAAGCAAACGGUUUGAUAUGAAAAUUAUUUUUGUACUUCUGUUGUGCAUACAUGCUCUGUUUGGCGCGUUUAUACAAUUUUCAAACAGACAUCUUAUACUGUAUAUAUAGAUUAUUAUACAAUAUAAUAAAGUUUAAACGCAAACGGUUUCUAGUU
Helianthus annuus (common sunflower) is the source of this 2365-nucleotide messenger RNA. RefSeq lists its product as uncharacterized. Gene Ontology annotation, biological process: protein phosphorylation. The transcript has 21 exons. The coding region runs from base 59 to 2173 and encodes 704 amino acids. The record is from RefSeq and is a predicted model, not a curated record. Lineage: Eukaryota; Viridiplantae; Streptophyta; Magnoliopsida; Asterales; Asteraceae. Gene Ontology annotation, molecular function: ATP binding; protein kinase activity.